CGGAACGCUCUGCAGAAUCGAGGAGCUGGUUCAUGGAGUCGGCGUCUGGAGGCUGUCAGCAACAACGCGAACGUGUUGGAUGCAGCCUGACCUGCUGAGUACAGCAUUUUGUUUCUGUCUGGGGAUAUUGGAGGAAUAAUUUUGAUUUCACAAAAGCAAAAUGGCAACUCUGAGUUUAAAGUCAGCUCAGAGAUAUUCUGUUCCAGACUGGUUUGCCAAUAAUAACCAGAUCUCAACCAAUUCGGAAAGACAACGUUAUAUGUCCCAUCAGAUCCGGCAGGAAGGCAGGAGCCUGCGAAAUGAAACCAACAAUCAGACUAAAUGGGAUCAAGAAGAUAACAGCACCAGGCUCGCUGACCGUAUAGAUGAUGUGGAGCGAUGGAAAGAACUUUUGGAGAUUGCUCUUUGUGAUAUUAAGACUGAAAUAGAUGCUUUAACCAAAAGUAAGGAAGAAGCAGAACGUGCUUUAGAAGCCAAGAAUCUAAAUCUGGAUGUUGCCAUCGAGUCUCUAACUUUACGGGAAGGUCGGCAAGACAUUGAUCUUGUGACAGACCAAGUGCACGAGCAGCUUCUUAAGGAGGUUGAGGUGAUUGAUGGUUCAAAGAAAGCUCUUCAGCAGAAAAUCAGUGAAGCCUUUGAACAACUCUGUUUGUUGAUGGAAGCACGUCAGCAGCUGAUCUUUGACAUAAAGAAUAAAAAGGAAGCUUUGAAUGUUGAUGGAGUUGCCCUGUCUCUCAACAAUAAUUCCCCAAAUAUUUCGCUCAAGCCAAACCCAUUGCGCAUCCCUCCUGGUUCCACCACCGUUCAGCAAUGGGAUAUGUUCAGCCGUUACAACAAGGAUCGUGCAGAGACAGAGAUGAAAGCUUCAACUAAUCUUCGGGAAGCGAUUGCAGCCGCCAUUAAACAUACUGAUAAUGAAGUGGAGGCACAGCGAGUUGCCACAGACUUUACCUUCAGGAAGAGAAUUCAUGAGUUUGAACAGGCCCUUAAUGAAUUAAAGUGGCAAGAGAAGAAUAUCUUGGAGGAAAUUGCAGAUCUUGAAGAGGAAAUUCGACGCCUUGAAGCAGAUCUUCGAGCUAAGACUGCACCUUUGAAGGUGGCUCACACAAGACUUGAAACUCGUACCUACAGACCCAACAUUGAUCUCACCAGAGAUGAAGCACAGUAUGGGCUGAUAGAUGAGGUACACCAGUUGGAAGGGACCAUUGCUGCCCUCAAGCAGAAGCUUGCACAAUCUCAGGAUGCUUUGACUUCUCUCUACAAACAACUGGCACGAGUACAAGAAGACAUCAAUUUAAAGACCCAUUCACUCUGCCUUGAUAACAAGAGCAUGGAUGUAAGAAGAAAACUCACAACUCCACCUGAGAAAUAUGUGUCAAAGAUGGAUAGUUUCACCCGUACACCCAACCGGGAGCUUCCAGAAAUUAAAUGCAGACAACUUGAUUUAUUAUGAUGAUAUUGAAUCUAGUUCAAAAAGGAGAAUAUUUCCUUGUAAUCUAAUGAUGUAUCUGCUGCAAUGAUGAACAUGAAUUACACAUGCUAUAAUCACCCAAGGAAAUAAAUAAAAGUGCCUAA
Molecule: messenger RNA, 1575 nt
Organism: Pristis pectinata (smalltooth sawfish)
Lineage: Eukaryota; Metazoa; Chordata; Chondrichthyes; Rhinopristiformes; Pristidae
Gene: tekt2
Product: tektin 2 (testicular)
Exons: 11
Coding region: 161-1453 (430 amino acids)
Biological process (GO): cilium movement involved in cell motility; cilium assembly
Cellular component (GO): microtubule cytoskeleton; nucleus
Source: RefSeq, a predicted model, not a curated record